AUGAAGUCCUCUGUGCUUCUCUUCAAUGGGUGUACUCCCUGGCAGGGGCUGAUCAUAGCCUCCCUUUUAACCUUCUGGCUCCCAUCCACCACUGCCACUGUAAACACUGAAUCAAUGCCACUCCUUGUGGCUGAAGGAGAAAACGUCCUUUUCCCUGUCCAAGAUCUUCCAGAGAAUAUUAUAGCCUUAGCCUGGUUCAAAGGACUAACCAAGAUGACACAAGGAAUUGCCUUGUAUGCUCUGCACAGCAAUUUAAGUUGUCCAGGUUCUGCGCACAGCGGUAGAGAGACAAUAUAUCGCAAUGGAUCCCUGCUGCUGGAAAAGGUCACCCAGAAGGACACAGGAUUUUAUACCCUACGAACCUUUAAUAGACACAGAAAAAUCAUGUCCACAGCAUCCAUUUACCUCCAUGUGCAUGCUUUCCUUUGGAAGUGUGGGCACCUUGCUACCUCUUCCCAGCCCACUAUUGAAUCAGUGCCUCCCAGUGUUGCUGAAGGGGGAAGUGUUCUUCUACUUGUUCAUAAUCCACCAGAGAAUAUUCUAGGCUUCCUCUGGUUCAAAGGAAUGACUGAGUUCAAGAAUCUUGUGGCUGCCCGAUUUAUGCUAAACAGGAAAUCAACUGUGUGGGGGCCUUCAUACAGCGGAAGACAGGUGUUGCACAGUGAUGGAUCCUUGCUGAUACAUGGUGUAACUCAGAAGGAUUCUGGAACCUAUACCCUAAGAAUUCAUAGAACAGAUACGGGAAAUGAAGAAACACAAGGGCAACUCCACGUGUACAUGUUCUGUAACCUUCUCACUUCCUCCCCACUCAUGAUCCAACUGGUGCCUCAGUAUCCUGCUGAAGGGGAGAGCGUUCUUCUCCAAGUUCAUAAUCUUCCAGAAGAUCUGAUAUACUUUUCCUGGUACAAAUCAAAGUAUAGCACCCUGGUUCUUAAAAUUGUAGAAUACAGUGGUGACAUGAAUUCCAUCUUGUGGUGGCCUUCACAUGGAAGAAGAUGGAUGGUGUAUGACAAUGGAUCCCUGAUGCUCCAGGAUGUCACCGAGAAAGAUGCAGGACUGUACACACUAGAAGUUUUAAACAAAGAUUUCAAUAUUGAAAAAGCAUUUGUAGAAUUUUAUGUAAAGAAAUAUGUGACACAACCCUUUGUGAGAAUCACUGAUACCACGGUCAGAGGAGGUAGAUCUGUGAUCUUCACGUGCAUUUCACCAGACAAUGAUAUCUCUAUUCGUUGGAUCUUCAAUAACCAGAAUCUGCAGCUCACAGAGAGGAUGACUCUUUCCCCAACAAAGUGUGCACUCAAAAUAGAUCCUGUCGGGAAUGAGGAUGCUGGAGAGUAUCAGUGUGAGGUCUCCAACAGAUUCAGUUUGAAGAUCAGUCUCCCAGUCUGGUGGCCACGAUGA
This is a messenger RNA of Onychomys torridus (southern grasshopper mouse), 1401 nucleotides long. RefSeq names its product pregnancy-specific glycoprotein 22-like. Gene Ontology annotation, biological process: T cell activation. NCBI's taxonomy places the organism in Eukaryota, Metazoa, Chordata, Mammalia, Rodentia, Cricetidae. The coding region runs from base 1 to 1401 and encodes 466 amino acids. The transcript is spliced from 5 exons. The record is from RefSeq and is a predicted model, not a curated record. Gene Ontology annotation, cellular component: external side of plasma membrane.